Messenger RNA from Drosophila elegans, 866 nucleotides. RefSeq names its product 23 kDa integral membrane protein. The record is from RefSeq and is a predicted model, not a curated record. Lineage: Eukaryota; Metazoa; Arthropoda; Insecta; Diptera; Drosophilidae. Gene Ontology annotation, cellular component: membrane. The transcript is spliced from 5 exons. The coding region runs from base 92 to 775 and encodes 227 amino acids.
UUUCAGUUACUAUAUAACAUCGAAACGAAACGCAUCGAGUAAUUUAUAUUUCUUUCAUCGAAACCGACUGAAACUGAUAUACAUUUUUGCAAUGGAUUGCGGCGGAGUAUUUGUGAAAUAUGUGCUUUUUGUGUUUAACAUACUGUUUGUGAUAUGCGGCAUUUUGCUUAUCACGCUCGGCUCCAUUAUGGUGUCAACCAUAAAGGACUUCUCGAACGUCGGUGAGACCUUCACGGCCAACAGCGUGGCGAUCAUCAUCCUGGUCCUUGGCUGCAUCAUCUUUGUGGUGGCUUUCACGGGCUGCUGCGGUGCCAUUCGCGAGAAUGCCUGUGCUCUGACCACGUACUCCGUUGUCAUGCUGGUGGUGCUGAUCAGUCAGCUGGCUUUGAUAAUCUACGUGUGGGUGUACCAUGUGGAGAUACAGAAAUCCCUGGAGAAGAUUGUCCAGACCAUUUGGGAUCAGCGCAAAACCGAUUCACUUCUCAUGGACACACUGCAGCGAUCCUUCAAGUGCUGUGGUCUCAACGGUUUUGCCGAUUACGGCGUUAAGUAUCCCGCCUCCUGCUGCGACGCGCCCUCCAAUGGAACCUGCGCACUUACCCAGGUUAUGAAUCGAUCCAGUUGCCUGAACGCCGUCGAUUCGUUCUGGGACACCAACGUAAAUAUUAUUAAGUACGCUGGUCUCGGUGUGACCGCUGUUGAGCUUGUCGCCUUUAUCUUCGCUUGUUGCUUGGCCAACCAGACGCGCAACUCCCAGAGACGCCAGAACUACUAAGCGUUUAAGCAAGCAUCCUUUAAUGUAUUAGUUAGACUAUCUCCCCAUCUUUUUGACAAAGUAAAUGUAUCAAUAAAGAUUUAAAAAUAAA